Messenger RNA from Lepus europaeus (European hare), 636 nucleotides. RefSeq names its product meiotic nuclear division protein 1 homolog. Gene Ontology annotation, biological process: reciprocal meiotic recombination. The record is from RefSeq and is a predicted model, not a curated record. The transcript has a single exon. Gene Ontology annotation, cellular component: nucleus. Lineage: Eukaryota; Metazoa; Chordata; Mammalia; Lagomorpha; Leporidae. Bases 23 to 508 code for a protein of 161 amino acids. Gene Ontology annotation, molecular function: double-stranded DNA binding.
CAAAGAAAAAGGCAUUACUGCCAUGUCAGUCAAAGACGUCCUCCAGAGUUUAGUUGAUGAUGGGAUGGUUGACUGUGAGAGGAUUGGAACGUCGAAUUACUACUGGGCUUUUCCUAGUAAAGCUCUUCACACGAGGAAACGCAAGGUGGAGGUUCUGGAAUCUCAGUUGUCUGAGGGAAACCAGAAGUAUGCAAACCUACAGAAAAAUAUUGAGAAAGCUAAAAUUGGCCGACAUGAGACGGAAGAACGAGCCAGGAUAGCAAAAGAGCUUUCUUCACUGCGGGAAGAAAGGGACCAGCUAAAAGCAGAAGUGGAGAAAUACAAGGAAUGUGACCCACAAGUUGUGGAAGAAAUACGUCAAGCAAAUAAAAUAGCCAAAGAAGCUGCUAACAGAUGGACUGAUAACAUAUUUGCAAUAAAAUCUUGGGCCAAAAGAAAAUUUGGAUUGGAAGAAAAUAAAAUUGAUAAAAAUUUUGGAAUCCCGGAAGACUUUGACUACAUAGACUGAAAUCCUUGCUGCUGGGGAAGCCCUGUGAGCUGUGAAUAUGUAAAUAUUUGAUGGUUCCAACCGCGUGUACGGAAUUGCCACUUGCCUGUCACUGCUUACCGCUUUUUGGAUUUUAAAUAAAGUACAAC